AUGCGGAGACGGGUUUUCGUGACCGUCGCUGAAGAAGAAGAAGAAGAAGAGAGGGUUUCUCGUGAACACCCCGUGGGAUCCGUGGGAAUAGAAAAGAAAUCCUUUGGAAAUCUAAAAAUUGCAUCUGUGCUACCAGUCGGCAAAAGCAAGUUGCGCGUUCAAAAGGCUCGCAACAGUGGCUUGAUGUUCCCGUACACUAGAGUCCGACGGGAUUUGUUACGAGCGCUUCAUGCCGGGAAACGAUGCCGCGUUACGAAAGAGGCUUCUAUUUUCUGCACAGCGAUAGCGCAGUUUCUCACUCGAGAGGUUUUGCAGAAAUGCGAUCGCGUUCUUCAAAUGAAGACUAAGGACCAUGGGCAGGUGCAUUCGAAAAUUUCUCCCAAGCUGAUUAACUUCGUCGUUCGGGACGAUGUGGACUUGGGUGUGUUUUUUGAGCGGGUUCUCGUGCGGCAAAGCGGGUUUGUUCCUCGCUUCGGGGAGAGCAAAGCGAAUCCAAAAGAACUUUCAAGCAUCAUCGAAUGUUGCAAGAAAUGAUGUUUCGGAAGAUAUCGACCAUGUUUAUCCGUUGUGGGAAGUCAAAAGUUUCAAGCCCAAAUUUAACACAAAUUUUUUUGUAUGGAGUCUGUAGAGCGACAUGGCAACUUUGUAUGAGUUCUUUCGGUUGUAGAAAUCACCCAUCCGUCGUUGGUGUCGGAAAAUUAUCGACUGUUGUUUCUCUAAAAAUUGUCGAAAUCUUGUGGCAUUGCAUUUGCGUGCAAUAAUUAAAGAAGUAUUCUAGUAUUUUUGCAAAUUGCAUUUAUUUCAUAUUACCUACUGCUCGAUGAAAACUGCCGG
This is a messenger RNA of Notodromas monacha, 834 nucleotides long. Lineage: Eukaryota; Metazoa; Arthropoda; Ostracoda; Podocopida; Cyprididae. The record is from the annotation of a GenBank genome assembly.